AUGUCAUCCGAACAGCUGAAUGUCAUCGCCCUGGUCUCGGGCGGCAAGGACAGCUUCUUCUCCGGCCUGCACUGUCAGAGGAACGGGCACCGACUUGUGGCCCUCGCUAACCUCUUCCCCGCCGCGCCCGUCAGCGCCGGCUCCGACGCCACCGCGCGCUCGGCCCAGGGGACCUCCACCCUCAUCUUCAAGCCUCGGAGCGAGGAUGACUUGAACGACGCCGUCGCGCAGCAGGAACCGGAGGGACGUGGAGACGAGGAGGCUGGGAUGGGGGCUGGCGAGGACGCCGACCUGAAUAGUUUCAUGUAUCAGACCGUCGGCCAUCAAGUCAUCCCCCUGUACGCGGACGCCACGGGACUGCCGCUCUACCGCCAGCCCAUUCAUGGCGGCGCCAAGUACGAAGGCAGGGACUACGAUUCAUCUCACGCCACGGGCGGCGCUGCCACCGUCGCCGACGACGCGGAUGAGACGGAGAACAUGAUCCCCCUCCUCCGCACCAUCAUGGCACACCAUCCGGACGCCAACGCCCUCUGCGCCGGCGCGAUCCUGUCCACCUACCAGCGGACACGCGUCGAAUCCGUCGCCCUGCGGCUGGGCCUCACCCCUCUGUCGUACCUCUGGAAGUACCCAGUCCUCCCGCCGCCCGUCCCCGGGGCCGUGGAAGACGCGCAGCUGCUCCACGACAUGGCGGCCGCGGGGCUCGACGCGAGGAUUAUCAAGGUCGCCAGCGCGGGGCUUGACGAGGACUUCUUGUGGGAGAGGGUGAGUUCGCUCUCUGGCGCGGCGAAAGUGAAGCGCGCGCUGCGCAGAUUUGGUGCCGCCGAGGGCUCCGUGCUGGGCGAGGGCGGCGAGUUUGAGACCAUUGUGCUCGAUGGGCCGCCGGGGCUUUUCCGCAAGGCGAUCGAGGUGUCGGAGCCCGGGAGGAGGGUCGUGAGGGAGGGCGGCGGGACGUCGUGGUUGAACUUCUCGGGGGCGAGUGUCCGUGAGAAGAGCACCCCUGGAGAAAGCUGCUCCGAGGUUCGGGUGCCUGAUGUUCUGGACGCCAGGUUUCAGGCUUUGUUGGAGUCUCUACCUUCUGCUUCACCAGCGCAGGAGGCGCCGUCUGAGAGCGGUUUCGUCGGUGGUGAUGGUCGAGUGUCAGCGCCUGUGACGUCUUCGAGCGAUAUCCAUUGGACUGUUGAGGCACAAGUCCCGUUGGACAAGAAACUCUCCGUAGAGGAAGAGACGGAGGACGUCGUCGGGCAGAUCCAGGGGCUUCUUGCAAAUCACACUCCGUCGCUGCCUACCGCCGCCAUCACCCACACCGUCAUUGUCCUGAAGAGGAUGUCAGAUUUCCCCGCGAUUAACAAGAUCUACGGCAGACUCUUCCAGCAUCCGAACCCCCCGUCCCGCGUCACCAUCUCUUGCGGCGAUCUCCCCCAAGGCAAGUCCAUCCAUAUCCAUCUCACAGUCAAGCCGGGACUGGAGCAACGCGAGCGCAAUGGACUUCACGUCCAGGGUCGGUCCUACUGGGCACCUGCGAACAUCGGGCCUUACAGCCAAGCCAUUGAUGUGCCCCUGGCGGCCGACGGGGCCAGAGGCGUGACGAUCGCAGGACAGAUCCCGCUCGUGCCGGCGAGCAUGAUUCUACCUACUCAAACCACGGGAAACCUGGAAAUGCAGAUCAUCCUGUCUCUGCAGCAUCUCUGGCGCAUAGCCAUCGAGAUGAAGGUGCAACUCUGGGCCAGCGCGGUGGCAUACUUCCCCAACACGCCCCAGCAGUCUGAGAUGCGGCGCCAAGCCCGGCUUGCCGCUGCGGCGUGGGAAGGAGCGCACGCGGCCGGCGGCGAUGAGGAUGAGGAUAGCGAAGGCGGCCCGGAUCCCUGGGAUCGCAAGUACAACCCCCAAUACAUGUCCCUCGGCGGCGGCGAGGACGCCAGCGCGGAACAGAAGUUGCCGGACUGGUCUGCCGUGAAGGGAGCCACCGACGACGACGAAGAACCGAAGCCAGUGCCGCCGUUCUUCGCCGUCGAGGUGGAGGAGCUGCCGCGCGCGGCCGGUGUCGAGUGGCAUGCGCACCUGGGCCUGUCGCGGCUCGCCUCGUCGUCUGUGGAAUUCCAGACUCUCAACCUCGCGGCGUCGACCGAGGUCCCCUUUUACCACCGGAUCUGUCACGUCGUGGUCGGCGGCACGAUCGUGCAUACCACGAUCUCCUGGCUCGCCAUCGAAGACCAGACGUCGCGGUCGCCGACGUCGUCUUCUGAAGCGCAUGAGUGGAUGAAGCGUGCGUACCUCGAGAGCACGGGGUCGUCUGGUUUCCCGUACUUGAUGUAUGUGAAUCGGGGGAGCGUGAAGUUCCCCGGCGUUGCGGGGGGUUGUGGCGACGUCGAGGAUAAGACGACGGCGUUUGUGUACGCGAGGUCCAUUUGGGGCGGCGAUGGCGAAGAGGUUAUCGCCGUUGGGCUCUUCAAGUAG
Messenger RNA from Colletotrichum karsti, 2454 nucleotides. RefSeq lists its product as uncharacterized. Gene Ontology annotation, molecular function: diphthine-ammonia ligase activity. The transcript has a single exon. Bases 1 to 2454 code for a protein of 817 amino acids. NCBI's taxonomy places the organism in Eukaryota, Fungi, Ascomycota, Sordariomycetes, Glomerellales, Glomerellaceae. Gene Ontology annotation, biological process: protein histidyl modification to diphthamide. The record is from RefSeq and is a predicted model, not a curated record.